Nycticebus coucang (slow loris) is the source of this 3014-nucleotide messenger RNA. RefSeq names its product retinol dehydrogenase 10 (gene RDH10). The transcript is spliced from 6 exons. The record is from RefSeq and is a predicted model, not a curated record. Gene Ontology annotation, cellular component: lipid droplet. Bases 759 to 1784 code for a protein of 341 amino acids. Gene Ontology annotation, molecular function: oxidoreductase activity, acting on the CH-OH group of donors, NAD or NADP as acceptor. NCBI's taxonomy places the organism in Eukaryota, Metazoa, Chordata, Mammalia, Primates, Lorisidae.
GAUGUCGAUGCCGCCGCCGGCUCUUCCCGGUCGCGGGUUAUAUAGAGCGGAGCGUGGAGCCCGCUCAGAGCCGGCCGGGAGCGCUCCGACUUGCAAGUGGCGCUCCGCUGCAGAGCCAGGUGCCCAAGUGACAGCCGCGGGGAGUGCAGGGCAAGGGGACACGAAACCGCGGGGUCAGCUGCAAGCCGUUGGGCAGCGCUCGCCUGCGCGGAGUGGGCAGCCCUUUCCCGGCGCUCUGCUGCCCCGCACCCCACUCUCCCACCCUCUUCGCAACUUGGGUCAAGUUGACAACUCCCGCGGCGGCCGGCCGGCCAGUGCCAUCUCCGCUGCGCACCCCUCCCCCAGGGUGAGAGGGAGCCGUCGCGCCGGCUCCGGGGACAUUUGGGCAGCGGCGGCAGCUUGGCCAUGAGGGCAGCGCGCGUUGCCUAACUCGCGGCUGUCACCGCCACUGCAGCGGGACCCGCCGGCCGGGCGCUGCGGGACAGGAGGGCGGCUGCCGGCAGGAGGCGCCGAGCCCGGCGGCUGCCGCAGCAGGCACAGCCCGGGGCCACAGCGCCAAUCCUGGGCGGGAGUGGCCCCGCGCAGGCAGGGAGCGGCGCCGUGCACUCCAGCCCGGCUGGCACCUCCGGGGCGGGCGCGGGGCGCAGCCUUCUGGUCCCGAAGCCUCUGACAAGCGCCCCCGGGCCGGGGGCCGGGCUGCCUGGCGCGGGGUGGGCGCGGACGCGGGCGCUGGGCUCGCGCAGGUCCCGGGCGUCGCGAUGAACAUCGUGGUGGAGUUCUUCGUGGUCACUUUCAAAGUGCUCUGGGCGUUCGUGCUGGCCGCGGCGCGCUGGCUGGUGCGGCCGAAGGAGAAGAGCGUGGCGGGCCAGGUGUGCCUCAUUACGGGCGCCGGCAGCGGCCUGGGCCGCCUCUUCGCGCUCGAGUUCGCCCGGCGGCGGGCGCUGCUGGUGCUCUGGGACAUCAACACACAGAGCAACGAGGAGACCGCGGGCAUGGUGCGCCACAUCUACCGCGACCUGGAGGCGGCCGACGCCGCCGCGCUGCAAGCUGGAAAUGGUGAGGAAGAAAUUCUGCCCCACUGUAACUUGCAGGUUUUUACCUACACCUGUGAUGUAGGGAAGAGGGAGAAUGUCUACCUGACGGCUGAAAGAGUCCGCAAGGAAGUUGGUGAGGUCUCAGUCCUGGUCAAUAAUGCUGGCGUGGUCUCUGGGCAUCACCUUCUGGAAUGUCCUGAUGAGCUCAUUGAGAGAACCAUGAUGGUCAAUUGCCAUGCACACUUCUGGACCACUAAGGCUUUUCUCCCAACGAUGCUGGAGAUUAAUCAUGGUCAUAUUGUGACAGUUGCAAGCUCCUUGGGAUUGUUCAGUACUGCUGGAGUCGAGGAUUACUGUGCCAGUAAAUUUGGAGUUGUGGGUUUUCAUGAAUCCCUGAGCCACGAGCUAAAGGCUGCUGAAAAGGAUGGAAUUAAAACAACCUUGGUUUGCCCUUACCUUGUAGAUACUGGCAUGUUCAGAGGCUGCCGAAUCAGGAAAGAAAUCGAGCCUUUCCUGCCACCCUUGAAGCCUGAUUACUGUGUGAAGCAGGCCAUGAAGGCCAUCCUCACCGACCAGCCCAUGAUCUGCACCCCCCGCCUCAUGUACAUCGUGACCUUCAUGAAGAGCAUCCUCCCUUUUGAAGCAGUCGUGUGCAUGUACCGAUUCCUAGGAGCAGACAAGUGUAUGUACCCCUUUAUUGCUCAAAGAAAACAGGCCACAAACAAUAAUGAAGCAAAAAAUGGAAUCUAAAAAUCUUUUUCUAUGGAAAAUUGUUUCUAUCAGAAGACGAUCAAGAUGUUUUCAGUCCGAUGCACAUCAGCAUUACUGACAUUCUAUGGAUUCUAACCCCUUGUUGACUUUCUUUUUCCAAUCAACUUUAUAAAAAAAAAUAAAGUGUAAAUUAACUGACUUAGAGUACUUGGAAAAUUGAUCAGUAAAAGUGAGCUCGGGUUGUUGCCAACCGGAGUCCUUUUAGACAGAAGCCUAAGACCAGUCAGAUCUUUAGAUAAAUACUACGUGACAUCUUCAGGCUACCGUUAUUUUUUUAAUGAGCAGAGAGUCUAGAAAUGAUAACUAUGAUGUAUUUCAUGUAUGUGAUUUUUUUCAGAAUUCCCAUAGAGUUUAUUCAUUCUUGUCGUUACACUAGCCCGUUGACAUCCUUGCAUCUUCAAGGACUAUAGUGCUAUAUUUUCUAAUGUUUUCUAAGUUUUAGUUUUGUGAAGCCUAUGUGGUUUUUUCCAUGGUGUUGUAUGUUCAGCUCUUUUAAAAAGGAAUUUUGAAACCUCUGCCAAUUUGAAGUAAAUGAUGUCUGAGUAUUAAACUAAACAUGAUCAGGUCUCUUUAUUAAAGUCAGAAUGACUAAAGUACUAGUCGAAUUUUUUUUAUCUCUGAAAUACUUCAUUAAGUAUAUGGAGACCUAGUUAUCCAAAAAGACCAUACAUUCUCUACCUAUGAAUUUUGCUGCAUACAGAAAGUGCCCUUUCCUCAGGAGGUUGCUAUGUUUCAUUUCCCUGGAUGGACUCUUAUCUAGAUACAUAGCGGCUCUGCAAAGAAAUAGCCUCUAAAAAUGGGAACUUCUCCAUUAAAAAGUCCCCAUUUUUGUGCCAACUAUGAUUAGUGAGGGGGAAAAUCUUAUUCUAUGGAGUAUGUAUGGAAGGGUGUAAAGAUUCUUUUGAAAAGUUUAUUCACAUUGUAGAACAGCAAAUGACAUUUUUACAGUAUUUUUUUGUAAAGCAAACUAUUUUGUGCCUUGAAUUUGGUAUAUGUGUAUUAGUGAAACAUUGUAAAAGUGAACUUCUACCUCUGUAUCUAAAUGUAUACCAUCCACUUGUAAAUUACUAUAAACUAUUAUGUGAUUGCUUUUUUUUUUUAGACAGUCUUGUUUAAAUAGUGACCAAUGUUUAAGGCUGUUAAAAUAAGCCAACUUUUACUAAUUGGGAAGUUUUAUAAAGGACUGAUUAAAUUUUGAAAAUUAACUUA